CGUGCGACAGGAUUGAUGACCGGAACAAACGUCAGGUCCAGCUGCCAUAGGGCGGGGAUGAGGUAUCCGUGCCACUUCUCAGGUACUGCUGGGUGUACCCGCUACUGGACCUCGGACUGCAUCACGUUUGACUGGGCCGAUAGCAGCUGUGUUACCCACGGGGUCCUCGCCAGUAUACUGUGUGGAAACACUAACCCUACGGUCUGUCAUCCACUUGAUGACACCUUUGUGUACAUCCCUGGCCGGUGGAGUGAUGACGGCGCCUGCGGAGUGGACUACGACACUCACGGCUGGUGCGUGCCGGGAGCGAACUACAGCAACAUGUACGCCCUGUGUGCAGACAUCGACGACUGUGCAUCCUCCCCAUGUGCACACGGAACCUGUACUGACAGCGUGGCGAGUUACACCUGUAGCUGUGAGAAUGGCUGGACAGGGAACAACUGUGAUCAAAACAUCGAUGACUGCUUGUCCUCCCCAUGUGCACACGGAACCUGUACUGACGGCGUGGCGAGUUACACCUGCAGCUGUGAGAACGGCUGGGAAGGACAGAACUGUGAUCAGGUCGACGACUGUGCAUCUUCCCCAUGUGCACACGGAACCUGUACUGACGGCGUGGCGAGUUACACCUGUAGCUGUGAGAAUGGCUGGACAGGAACCAACUGUGAUCAAGACAUUGACGAGUGCGCGAGCAAUCCUUGCUGGCUGGGAGGAACCUGCCUGGAUCACGUGAACGGCUACAGCUGUGUCUGUCCUAAAGAAACCACUGGGAAGGACUGUGAAACUGUGGCUUUUGAUGGAGAAUGUUACCAGUUCUCCACCACCGCCGCUGCCCACCCUGACGCGGCCCGAGCCUGCCAGGCCCAGAGCGGACACCUGGUGGAUGUGAAGGACGAGCAGCAGCAAACUUUCCUCGCGGACACGAUCGCGGCUUCCACCGGAGCCUCCAGCUGGCUCGCCUUCAAAACAGCACCGGCGGUGUUUCUAUACAGCAACGGAGCUCCUUUAUUUGGAUCCUUCCAGUGGUCUACAGCCGAGCCUGCUGCUCCCUGUGACCUUUGUGUUCUACUGGACAGCUCGGACAGCUUUAAGGGCAAGACAGCACCGUGCACGGAACAGCACAACUACAUCUGCCAGGACGUCCUGACGCCAUGCGGACAGAACAUCUGUCAGAACGGCGGAAACUGCACCUCCUGCUUCGGAGACUCCGCCGCCUUCUGCGAGUGUCCGGACGGGUUCGACGGCAAGACUUGUGAGAUAAACAUUGACGAGUGCGCCUCCGGUCCGUGCCAAAAUGGCGGGAGUUGUCAUGACGACGUCAACUCCUACCACUGCGUCUGCGCAACCGGUUUCCAUGGACACCACUGCGAGUCAGACACAGACUGGUGUUCCGACGUCCAGUGUCCGCACGGUUUUGUCUGCCAGGACUUCACGUUCUACUUCAUCUGCGCACACCCAUCUCCCGUCGCUCGAGGGUUCCCGUACCAGUGCAGCAGCGCCUCCUGUCCGGACGGCAUGUACUGCACCCAGAAGGGCGUGGCAGCCUUCUCCUGCAGGCCUGAUGAGUGACGUCAUAACCGAAGCCUCCCACGUGACGACCAGCAGCCAAUGGCUGCCUUCAUGUAAUCUCCAAGCAGAUCCCUUUCGGUGGCAAGACAAUACUA
Messenger RNA from Branchiostoma belcheri (Belcher's lancelet), 1661 nucleotides. Its product is annotated as fibropellin-1-like. The record is from RefSeq and is a predicted model, not a curated record. The coding region runs from base 16 to 1566 and encodes 516 amino acids. The transcript has 11 exons. Gene Ontology annotation, biological process: Notch signaling pathway. Lineage: Eukaryota; Metazoa; Chordata; Leptocardii; Amphioxiformes; Branchiostomatidae. Gene Ontology annotation, molecular function: calcium ion binding; Notch binding.